GCUCCGGGCCAGGCUGGAGCUGCACGGAGCAGCAGAGGCAUUCUUCCAAGGUAAUGAUUAAGCUAAGCGUCUGGCAAGGGCAUAGGCAGCAGAGCCAGGAAGGUGAGCCCUAUUCACACCUCAACCAGGCCGUGGUGGCCAAGACUGGUUUGGAAGGCAGGGCCCCAGGGCACGGGGGCCCAGAGCGGACAGCCACAGCCUCCCCCUGCACACGGGCAUCAAGGAGCAUCUCAGGCCGGAGUCUCUGCUGCCUGCCCUACUGGGACCCUGCCCUCAACCCUGGCACCAUGAAGCUGCAAAAGUUCUGGACUGGUCUGGAAUACACCUGCCGGCUCCUGGGCAUCACCACCGCUGCAGUGUUGAUCGGCGUGGGCACUGAGACCUUCCUCCAGGGGCAGUUCAAAAGCCUGGCUUUCUAUUUGCUGUUCAUAGGCGCUGCUGUCUCCGUGUGUGAAGGGGCGUACUUUGUGGCUCAACUGCUGGCCAUCUGCUUCCAGUGUCAACCAGAGUCCCUGGCCUACAGAGCAAGGGAGAAAGCCCGCUGGUUGGGCUGCUUCCAGAAGUUCCUGGCGUACAUGCUGCUGUCUGUGGCCUGCUUUCUCCAUCCCGUCCUGGUCUGGCACGUGACCAUCCCAGGCUCCAUGCUCAUCAUCACUGGCCUGGCCUACUUCCUGCUGAGCAAGCGGAAGAAGAGCAAGGCCUCCCCGGAGGUGCUGGCCUCCUCGGAGCAGUACACGGACCCCUCCAGCAGUGCCGUGAGCACCACCGGCUCUGGGGACACCGAGCAAACCUACACCUUCCAUGGGGCCUUCAAGGAUGGGCCCGGCUCCCUCUUCGUCCACAUGAAGAGCAUCCUGAAGGGGGCCAAGAGACCCGGUGCCCUCCAGUGCCCAGACACCCUGACGGGGCUGACCUUGGAGCCAGCUGACUCGCUGGUCAAGAAGAAGCAGGUGCAUUUUGAGGACAGUACAGUCAGAAUCAUCCCGUCUCUCACUGAAGACCUGGAUGAUGGGGACAGCGAGCCGGAGGAGACCACCUCUGACACCACCCCUAUCAUCCCUCCCCCACACGCCCCUAUCUUCCUGCCUUCUCUCGCAGACACCAGCCUGUUCUGAGUCGCUCCUUCCAGCCUGAGGGACACUCAGCAAGGGGUCUUCAGAGAUUGACGGCCCUGCCUGGAGUUUCCUAAUACCUGAGGAACUCCCAGGAGCUGGGGGUCGUCACAGGUCAGGGCUUCAUGGCGUGACCAGACUUCCCCACAGUAGUUAGGCUUCUGGGACCAUCAAGGGGCCUGGCAGAUCCUUGAGGAAGGCGCAAAUGAAGCUCGCGCUGCCUCAAGCCAGCACAGGUUCCUCCUUCCUGGACAUGGAGUGGGGAAAUUCUGGUGCUUUCCCCGAAAGAGACCAUCAGUCCUGCUUCACAUAAGGCUGCUUUGGCCCUGGAAGCCAGUGGGCUUCUCUUCUCCAGACACGAGGACCCAGCACUCAACAAGGACUCAUCAUCCAUCCCAUCUCUUAUGCAACAACCUGGCUCUGAACAAGCCCAGGGGAGUGUUGGUUAUGAGCAGAUCCAAGGCAGGUGUUGGAGGUAGCCCUAGAUCUCAACCCCCAGGCGAGAUUGCUCCCAAGGUAGAGGGAAGACAAGGCUGCCAGCCCUCAGGAUGCGAGCAGCGGGAGCCGUGGGCCGCCUUCUCUGUGUGUCCUGGGGCUGGGUGCUGGGCAGCAGGAGAUACAGAGCCCUUCAGGAAACAAUGCCGCUCUGUGCUCCCUGCAGGGAAAGCCGGGUUCAUUCCAGAAGCAUCACUGAGGACUCCUGGCAUCCCCACCACAUGAACUUUCCCGAGAUUCCGAGCAGAUGACGUAAACCAAAAGGUCUUGGAUGGCGACAAGGAUUCAGCAGCGCCGGUCCCAGCACAGCACCCAGUGUCUACAGUGUGCAGGGAGGGGGGCGGGGGGUACUGGGGAGGCGGUGGUCCCCAGACACCAGUCACAGAGACACGGCCACACCAUGCUCAGCAGCCUGGUGGCAGAAUAGGUGAUAAAUAUACAUUUGUUUUAAAUGAAGGGAGGGAAGAGGAGGGAAAAGGGGGUGGAUAGGAGGGAAGUGGGCAGGCAGGUCAGUUUUGGGACACUGGGCGAGGGAAGUGACAGUUAACCUAUCAUGAACAAAGAAAUUUCAAUCAGAUAUCCUUCAAAGAUUUGUGAAAUGGUAUUUGUUUCUAAAAGGUGUCUUUUGGUUCAUGGGAUUGUCACAAGGAAGAGCAGACACAUUAUUCAUAAAUAGUCUCAGUGAAAGGGUAAUCUGAAGAAACAGUUAUAUUGUUUCCGUGUGUGUGUGUGUGUGUGAGCACCAGGGUUCUGCAGAGCAGCCCUUAGAGCACAUGCUUGAAGGUCUAGAUAAGAAACAUGUGUUCAUACUUUUCAACAUCCCCUAGUAGUUCCUUCGCAAAUGUGGGGGACUAAGGGCCAACCAGAUGAUCUUUCUGGUGCCUGAACCCAACAGGUUUCCCAAGUGAGCAGCUCUCUUCCCGCAGUAACCCAGUUCUCCCGUAAAACCAAGUGAGAACAAACAAGUAAAUAUGUUCUUGUGAGCCCUCGAGGACGGCUGCCACCAAGAGCUUCAGAAUCUGCCAGCCCACAGUCAGGGGAGACCGAAUCACAGAAUGUGGGUAUUAGGAGACAGGAAUGGCACCCAAUUCCUAAUGGGCCCGGUGUCCUAGGCAGGACCCCUGUGCACAAAAGGAGCCCCUGUGGAGAGGAGCCAGGGGUCAUGCACCUGUCACACCCAGAAGGGGAAAGUGAUGGGCACAGACAGCCACACAACACAGGAUUGGCAGGCUUCUGGGCAACUCAACACUUCCACUCUGUUCUCAGAACUCAAACCAGCCCCGUGGGGAUGAAUGACCAGGUCACAAGAAGCAAAUGCUGAAGUGUAUUAUCAGAGCUGUUUAAUAAACACUUCUGUAAACCCAGAGUAGAGCAUUGUUUGGGAUGGGUCUUAGCAGGGAGGCACGUGUUGGGAAUUCCAGGGGAUAUGAUGGGCCUGUCCUCCUGAGACAUCUGGGCUUCCUGGUGUCCAUGAUCAGUGAAGCAAGAGUUUGUUGACUAGACAUCAGAAGCUCAAUAAUUAUGAUCUUCCCUAACUUAGCGAAGGAAAGCUCUCCAGCACGCUAGUGCUUCCAACCACAGCAGCUGCAGCGAAGCUGGGAUGAGAUCCUUAGACAGCCUGGAGCCCUCAGCUCUGUCAGUAGACCAGACAAGAAAAGUGGCAUCCUCUGAUGAGCAGAUGAAUGCCACAAGUCACCUUUUGAUCCUCAGCCCAAGACACUUUGCAGUCAUAUCCCUGUGCACUGUUAUCCCAGAAAGACGUGAUGACCCUUAUCCCUGAUGAGAAACAAAGACCAGAAGGGCUGAUCCUGUCCUCUCCUUUUCCCUUCCUCAGGAGAAAGUGGAGCAGACGUUGCAUAGACGUGGAACAGAGCGACUGGAAGUAGAAACAGCCUUGGGCUGGAUCACUGGCUCUGCUCCUAACACACUGAUUGACCUUGACCAACCUUCUUCACCCCUCUGGUCUCAGGUUCCCCUAUAAUGUGGGAAUAACAGCACUUCUCUCAGGACUGUCACAAUGACUCAACCAACAAAAAUGGAGAAAGAGCUGCCAAGAUUGCAAAUCACCCAGGUCGGUGUGAGUGCCUGUCCCCGUAGCUGUGGGGGCCUCACGCUGUGUGUGACUGCACCGUGAGAAAGUCCCAGAGUAAGGAAACACUGAGGAAACACCACCAAAAUAUGUCUUGGCAGCAUGGCCAGUGAAGGUCCAAGAGCUCCUUUCGUCCCUCAGGAUUCCAGUGCUUGAGCCUGAGAAGAGCAUAGCCACCAUCCACCAGCUUAGACAGAGACACAGGGGACCCUCAAUCAAGAGGAGCUGGGCCACCCAGUAUGUCCUCUCUGUCUCUCAUCAGCCCUAAGGGAUUGUUUUUUUAGUUCUUAAAAUAUAUUUAUUGAGAUAAAAUUCACACAGCAUGAAAUUAACCAAUAUAAAGUGCAAAAUUAAAUGGGUUUAGUAUAUUCAUAAUCAAGUUCACUACAAUCUAAGUUCACAAUAUUUUCAUCACCCCCCACAAAAAAAACACUUGGUAUACAUUAGUGAUCACUACCCCAACCACACCCAAAGCAACCACUAAUCCACUUUCUGUCUUCAUAGAUAUUCCUAUUCCGAACAUUUCAUAUAAAUGGAACCACAUAGUAUGUGGCCUUUUGUUAUUUGCCUUGUUCAGUUAACGUAAUAUUUUUCAGGUUCAUCCAUGUUAUAACAUGUAUCCUUUUUUUAAUAACAUGUAUCCUUACGUUACUCCUUUUUGUGGCUGAAUAAUAUUCCAUUACAUGUAUAUGUCACAUUGUAUUUAUCUAUUCAUCUGUUGACAGACAUUUGGGUUGUUUACACUUUGUGCCUAUCAUGAACAAUGCUGCUAUAAACAUACACGUCUUGGGGUGGAUACAUAUUUCCAUUUCUCUUGGACAGAUGCCUAGGGGUAGAAAUUCUGGGUCAAAUAGUAACUCAACGUUUAACUUCUUGCAAAACUGUCAAACUGUUUUCCAAAGGUGCUACAUCAUUUUACAUUGCCACCAACAGUGUAUGGGGGUUCUGAUUUCUCCAGAUCCUCACCAACAUUUGUUAUUAUCUGUCUUUUUUAUUAUAGUCAUCCAUUCAUUAUGGUUUUGAUAUACAUUUCCCUAAUGACUCAAGGGGUUGAGCAUCUUUUCAUGUCAUUAUUGAUCAUUUGCAUACCUUCUUUGAGACGCCACGUGGCUAUUCAAAGGCUUCACCUUUUUAAAACUGGGUUGUCUUUCAAUUUUGAGUUGUAAGAGUUUCCUAUACAUUCCAGAUACUAGACCCUUACCAGAUAAAUGAUUUGCAAGUAUUUUCCCACUUCUGUGGGUUGCCUUUUCACUUUUUGGUAGGGUCCUCUGAAACACAAAAGAUUUAAUUUCGAUGAAGUCCAAUUUAUCUAUUUCUUUUCUUCUGUGGCCAAAUCUAAGAGACCAUUGCUUAACCAAAGGUCAUGUUUUUUUUUCUUAUAUUUUCUUUUAACAGCUUUACAGUUUGGGCUGUUAAAUUUAGAAAUAUCAGUUUUGGGGUAAUUUUUCAGCAUGGUGCGAAAUGGAGUCUAUAACUUAAUUCUUUUACUUGUGGAUAUCCAGUUGUCCCAGUGCCAUUUGUUGAAUUAAAUUAUUUUGCCACCUUUGUUGAAAAUUUAUAGACCAUAAAUUUCUGCACUUUUAACUCUAUUCCAUUGAUCUGUGUAUCUAGCCUUAUGACAUUUCCACAGCUCAGAUCACUGUAACUAACUUUGUAGUAUAUAUGUUUUGAAACUAGGAAGUGUGAGCCCCCAACUUUAUUCUUUUUCAGGAUGCUUUGGCUAUUCAAGGUCCCUCACAUUGCCAUACGAAUUUUAGGAUCAGCUUGUCAAUUUAUGCAAAAAAAAAAAAAAAAAAAAAAAGGCCAGCUGGUAUUUUGAUAGGGAUUCCAUGGCCUUCUGGACCAGUUUUGAGAGCUUU
Messenger RNA from Mustela lutreola (European mink), 5555 nucleotides. RefSeq names its product transmembrane protein 72 (gene TMEM72). The transcript is spliced from 5 exons. NCBI's taxonomy places the organism in Eukaryota, Metazoa, Chordata, Mammalia, Carnivora, Mustelidae. Bases 54 to 1115 code for a protein of 353 amino acids. The record is from RefSeq and is a predicted model, not a curated record.